Molecule: messenger RNA, 4079 nt
Organism: Pygoscelis adeliae (Adelie penguin)
Lineage: Eukaryota; Metazoa; Chordata; Aves; Sphenisciformes; Spheniscidae
Gene: OXCT1
Product: 3-oxoacid CoA transferase 1
Exons: 17
Coding region: 1-1485 (494 amino acids)
Biological process (GO): ketone body catabolic process
Cellular component (GO): mitochondrion
Molecular function (GO): succinyl-CoA:3-oxo-acid CoA-transferase activity
Source: RefSeq, a predicted model, not a curated record
AUGUUGGAGAUUUGUGGAUGCUAUUUUUCUACCAGCUGUCACCACAACACCAAAUUUUAUUCUGAUCCUGUUGAAGCUGUAAAAGAUAUACCCAAUGGGGCAACCGUACUUGUUGGUGGUUUUGGAUUGUGUGGGAUUCCUGAAAACCUCAUUGGUGGUUUACUGAAGACUGGAGUAAAGGAAAUAACAGCAGUCAGUAAUAAUGCAGGUGUUGACAAUUUUGGACUUGGUCUUCUGCUUCAGACUAAGCAGAUAAAACGCAUGGUGUCAUCAUAUGUUGGGGAGAACGCUGAAUUUGAACGCCAGUAUUUAUCUGGUGAGCUUGAAGUUGAGCUUACACCUCAGGGUACGCUCGCUGAACGUAUUAGAGCAGGAGGAGCAGGAAUCCCAGCAUUUUAUACCAGUACCGGCUAUGGGACGCUGGUGCAGGAAGGGGGAGCGCCUAUCAAAUACAACACAGAUGGCACUAUUGCCAUUGCUAGCCAGCCAAGAGAGGUGCGAGAAUUUGAUGGCCGUCACUUUAUUCUGGAGAAGUCGAUUACAGGAGAUUUUGCUCUUGUGAAGGCAUGGAAGGCUGAUCGUGCAGGAAACAUCAUUUUCAGGAAAACUGCAAGAAACUUCAACCAACCUAUGUGCAAAGCUGCCAAGACAACUGUGGUAGAGGUGGAAGAAAUUGUUGAUAUAGGAGCAUUUGCCCCAGAAGACAUUCAUGUUCCCAAAAUCUAUGUUGAUCGUUUGAUACAGGGAGAGAAGUUUGAGAAGAGAAUUGAACGCUUGUCAAUCCGAAAGCCUGAAGACUCAAAAGCAAAACAAAAACAAGGAGACAAUGUGAGGGAAAGGAUCAUCAGACGGGCUGCUUUAGAGUUUGAGGAUGGCAUGUAUGCUAAUCUGGGUAUUGGAAUCCCACUGCUGGCCAGUAACUUCAUCAGUCCAGACAUAACUGUUCACUUACAGAGUGAAAAUGGAGUCCUGGGUUUGGGUCCUUAUCCACUCGAAAAUGAAGUAGAUCCAGACCUGAUUAAUGCAGGUAAGGAGACAGUCACAGUUCUUCCAGGUUCUUCCUAUUUCUCAAGCGAUGAAUCAUUCGCGAUGAUAAGAGGAGGACAUGUUGAUCUGACAAUGCUUGGAGCUAUGCAGGUGUCUAAGUAUGGUGACCUGGCCAACUGGAUGAUUCCUGGUAAGAUGGUGAAAGGAAUGGGUGGUGCCAUGGACCUGGUAUCCAGUGCGCAGACCAAAGUGGUUGUCACCAUGGAGCACUCAGCUAAGGGUAAUGUCCAUAAAAUCUUGGAAAAGUGCAAUUUACCACUUACUGGGAAACAAUGUGUAAACCGCAUCAUUACAGAGAAGGCUGUGUUUGAUGUGGACAAGAAGAAGGGAUUGACCCUUGUGGAAAUCUGGGAAGGACUGACAGUGGAUGAUAUCAAGAAAAGCACUGGCUGUGACUUCACGGUUUCACCAAAACUAAUACCAAUGAGGCAGAUUUAAAUGUGAAAUACAGACUGGGCUUAACUUGCCAGAAGGCUUGUUUCCAAAUGGGAGCUCAGUGAAGAGAAAACGAUGACUGUUUUGCAAUUUUUCUUUUUUUUUUUUUUUAAGGGCUUUGUAAGUAGUUUCCAGAUAGUUAAACUCAGGCUAAAUGAGUGACUGUCAGCCUAAAUUGUAUUUUACUUUCAUAACAUUACCAAUUUUAAUGGAAGGGUGAAUUUAUUCCCUGAAUUUUGAAUAAUGUUAUACUAAAAUGUUAAUGAAUAUUGUCAAAAAAAUGCCUUGUAGUCUCCCUGCCAAAUACUACAUUUUUUACACAGAAUCAGAAAAUGACCACGCAAAACUUAUGAUUGCCUCUGCUUUUCCUGAUGUCAUUAAUCUUACAAGUCACUCCAUUGCUUUGGAACUACAGCACUUACCAUGUCCAUUCUCCUCUAAGGGUGUGGGGUUUUUUUUCCAGCAUGUUCUAUAGCAAAUGUACGCAGCUGUAGAGAGACAUCAGAAAUAUGGAUUUGCCUUUUCCUGAAUGUUCUAAUGAGUCUGUGACAAAACUGUUUAUACCGGUGGAAAUAACUGGGUCCUUAGCCCUGAAUGUAUCUGCUGUUUCCACAGUGUGUGUCUGUUGGCGUUAAGAAGCCUACACCUCCCAAAGUCCAACCUCUGACCCCUUCUGGUUAAAUCAUACAGACUAGAAUGGGGCUAGUAUGAAGGAGGAAGAUUAAAAAGUCUCUGUCCCCGUGCAGACAACUGGUAGCUGCACAAUUGUCCCAGGUGAACCACUCUUACUCUCCAGAUAUAAUCCUUCUCCCCAGCCCUCAUUCAGAGGCAAAUGAAGAUUGUUUCUGGAGUGAGGUCUGGCCUUCCAGUGUUACAUACAGAAACAGGGGAAGAGAAUGGUGGGGGCACUUGGAAGAUUCUUCUGAAGGGAAUACAGUUGGUUAAGGGUAAAAGCAGUAAGUUUGCACCACUUGCUGAUCAAGGCAUCGGCAAAAACUAAAGAGUUUGGAACCCAAACUUGUGUUAAAUAGAAUGAACGCCGUGAGACAAUCAAAAUGAAAAGUCAUUCUGUGAUACUGGUUCUGCUAUUUGAUAAAGAUCUUCCUUUCCCUGUUAUUAAUUACAAAAUGACUGUUAUUUUUGCAAAUAGGUAAUAUGACAGCAUUGGAUCUCACAUCCCAAAUCAGCACAAUAUGUCUUUAUUAUACAGAGCAUGAAUUGACUGGAAAUCCGCAUUUACUAAAAUGCAGUGUUCUCUCUAAGUAUAAUGGUUUCUGUCAUUCAUAUAAAUAGGAACACAUAAAACACUUCAGUUAAAAUAAUUCCUGACAUAAUAUUUGACAUCAGGACUGGAGCAGAUUAAGUGACUGAAAAACAUGUAAAAUGUAGAUGCACAAAUAAAUAUAUAUAUAUAUAUAUAUGCGCGCCUAUCAUACAUAUGAUAAGCAGUGUUGGAAUAUGAUAUAGAAGGGCAUUCUAAUAUUAGCUGGAGGAGGUAUUCCCCAUAGUCAGUGUGUGUUGUGGAAGGAAUGUAACAGGUUUCUAGGGAACCAGGUAGGAAAAUCCUGCAAUAUUUAGCUCCUGUACUAGCCUUUGUACUGCAUUUUUAGUUCUAAAAUAGGAAAUGCUUCUCUUUCAUGGGACAGUUACAGAAUUUGUCUUGAUCCACACAUGGGUUUUAGAGCAGUAAAACUGUUUUGAUUAGAGAGAUUAUUUUGUUUACUUGCACUUACUCUAAACAAUUCUUUGAUAAUCUCUUGUCGAUACCAGAAUAGGUUAUCCUUUGUCCCACAAAGGAAUAAACAAAAUGCCUUUGUAAGCAUUUUUAUGCUAGUACAAAAGUACUCCCGUAAUACUAAGUUGUAUGACUUGAACUCAUGGCUACUAAUGGGUGGUAAGCUGUUGUAUAGCCUGAAUGUGUAGGCAAGACCUGAUGCUGAGCCCAUGGGAAAGAAACGUGUUGUACAAAGACUAGUGUUAAUUUCAUGACUAAACAUAUACAAGUGACCUAGUUGAUGGGUAAUUUUCAUGCAAGACUUGAAACUACAUUGAUCAAAGUGCUCCAGAAUAUCUUAACCCACGAUUAGCACAAAUUAGUUUUUACCUAGCUUUAGUUUUCACCUGUUUCGUCUAAUUAGCUGUAUUCCCUAUGUUAUUCACGCAUUCCAAACAAGUUACUUUCUUAAAGUUUGGCCAUUUCUAUUGCUGUGGAGGUGGACUGAAGUUCUGCUGACAGAGGUUUUGCAGAUUAAAAGUCUCUAUAUAACAAAAGUUGACUCUAUUUUAGCUCAGUAUGAAACAGUUUUGGUUUUGGAUAGAGCAGUCUAGAGGCCUCUUUUCCAAUCCAUAAAGACACUUCAGUGACAAUUCUGACCCUUGUGGAGCUGUACACAGCAAAAGUUGCCUAUCUUUGCCUUCAGGGCCAAGGAUGGGUGAAGAGCUACUGAGGGGAUGGGUGUGAUCCCUGAAGGUGUCUUGUUCAUCGUCACUCAAAGCUCUCGUAGAGAGUACCCAGAACAGAUGCUGUUUUUAGGGGCGGAGUAUAAAAACUAUUAUACAGGGGAAGUGAGUUACUAUUAACUUAUCCAGAGAAAAAA